Molecule: messenger RNA, 449 nt
Organism: Bursaphelenchus okinawaensis
Lineage: Eukaryota; Metazoa; Nematoda; Chromadorea; Rhabditida; Aphelenchoididae
Source: the annotation of a GenBank genome assembly
AUGCCUAAAUUCAUUGCUCAAUUACUCACCCUUUUAACAGUACUAAUACUUUUACUUACACAAUGUUCGGCUGUGCCAUUACGACCGCAGUUUGGAAUCUUUCCAGCAGAAAUCAAAAUUGUGUUACCUACAUUUCCAGAAGAAGCUGUGUGGAAUCGAAUUCGAAGGGACGAUGAUAUUCAGCCAGGUGAGCUAUAGUAUUAUGUUAAAUGUUAAUAUAUCAUAGUAUGUCAAAGAAUAAAUAAUUUUAAAAAAAAAUCAAACUGUAAACUGUAAAAAAUUUCAAAAUUGUAACAUAAUUUUGAUAUUCCUUAUGUUUGUUACCUAAACCAACCUUCUCAGACUUUGCCAACUCGAUUGACAACAGCCCGAUAGUGUUGGACAAAGUGGACCAUAAGCAGUACCCAUGGUGGCAAAGUAACUCCCCAUACAGAUUAUCCGGCCGUUAA